GGUUACACAAAUGGCUGUAAAUAAUGUGUCGAAAUAAAACAACGAUCUCUUUAUUUAUAGAUCUUUGUAUACAAUUAAGAACAAUUUUUGGAACUUCAUAAGUACACGUUACAUUUUAAUUUACAUAUCAUUUAAAAAGUAAAAUAAGUUAAGCUGCAGUGAUAAGGUCCUGAUUGAGAAUGCCCAAUAGAUCUCCACUAGGAAGUGAAAACAUAUCAGAGAUACAUAAUUUAUAUUUAUUGUACUUGACAAAAACAAGUACAAUAUUGGAUUUCAUUAUUAUUAUUUUUGAUAAGAGUGUAGCCUGUUCUGGAACCAUUGGCAUUCCCUUCCAUUGCCACCCUAUGCUCAGCAAAUCAGAGCAGUGAAGCUGUGGUAGGGAAGUUUUCCUGGUAGCAAAGUGGAGGAUCAUCGGAUUAUAUCAGGGUGUAUUGUGAGUUUUGUGGGGCAAGAACUGUACCUUGCACAGAUAAAUUAGCUUUAAAUCAGUGUUGCACGAAUAAGAUGUAACAGAAAUUUUCCUAUAAUGUUAAUGUUAAGGUACAUUUAACAGAUUGUGUUUACAUCAGAAUUUUAUCUGUUCAUAAGAUUUAAACAUGUACAUGUAUACAUUUUUUGAAAAUGAAUGCCUGAGGAAGAAAAUCUAAUAUUUGUCUUUCUGCUGGAUUGUAAAUAAAACUCAAGUUAUCUGUGGGAUUAAUAAUGAGUGUUAUUGCAAACAAAACACGUUUUUAAAAAAAUGACAGUGAAAAUUAGGUUUAUUUUAACGUAAUAUCUGCACACAAUAGAACACGCUAGUAUUUAAAUCGGUACAAAAAAGAGCAGGCAGGUAAACAGUAGCUUAAUCAUUAUCAAAGAUAGAGCAUUGUUCUCGAGGAUGGAUUCAACAGUAACAUGGAGCUGUGCAAGAUGCACAUUUAUAAACUCAAGGUGCAUUUCAAAUUGUGAGAUCUGUCAGAAUGAUAGACCGCUGUCACCUGAGGAUGCACCAAAACUGUUUAAGGGCUUUAUUGGUCAAGAUGCAAAUGAGGAUGCUAAAGAGAAGGGAGCAGAAGCUGUCAUUGUUGGUGAUGAAAAGGAAAGUAAAAGUGAUCGCAAUUCUGCAGAUAUGAAAAAAGCAGAUGGUGAAACAAAACCUGGAAAAGAAAACAAAAUUGUUGAAAAUAAUUCAGGGGAAAAAGUUGAUUUGUCCAGGGCAAAAGGGAAAGGCACAAAUGGGAAAUCAGACUUGCGCGAAAAGCAAAAUAAGAAAGUGAAAACUGGAGAUAAUAAUACAGGAAAAAAAUUGCCAUUUGGAAAAUUGCCUGCAAGAGUGCCGAAUUUUAAUAAUGGGCAUAAAGGCAAUGGAAAGGUUGCUAGUGCUAAACACAGUGAUAAAGAGGACCAGUUAAAUAAAGUAGAAAAACCUUCAACUAAUAAGAUUGAUGUACCGAAAGAUUCCAACAGUGCUGUAGCUGAGAAAAAAGAUAAUGAAUUGAAUGGGACAGAUGAAAAGUGCUGGAUAUGCCCAAAUAAAAUUUGCAAUGCAGAGAACGAGCACUAUUUUGAUAACUGCAAAAUCUGUCAUUGGCUAAAAGAUGCUGAUAUCAAACCUAAUGUCAAUAUGAAUGCAGAUAAUCCCAAACAAUCCAGCACUGAAUUGAAAAAUAAUGUUAGUGAAAACAAUUUGAUGGAAGUGGAGAAAUGGUCUUGUGUUAGAUGUACAUUUUUCAAUGAACCAUUGUUCGUGAAGUGUAGCAUAUGUGAGACACCAAGAGUCACCAAUAUUCCCAAACCUGAGGAUAUUCCAUUAGAUAUUGACUACUCCAAGCUCGAGCCAGUUAAAACAUCGGCUGUGAAGAGACAUUCUGAUGGACAGGGUGAAGAAAAGGCAAAUGAUACUGCAAAAGAUCCAAAUAAAAAGAAGUCAGGAGAGAUCACAGAAGAUAAAUUGCCUGUGAAAAUGAAGAAGCCAGAUAAUGUUCCUCAAAGGCCUCCAAAGUUGUCAAAACCGGGUGAUUUGAAAAAGCCGGCCAUUCCCAAAAGACAACCAAUUGUCAACAAGGUACAUUCAAAGACCAAAAAGCCGGAUGCCACGGAAAAAGAAAAAGAAAUUACAGAAAAGAUGUUUUGGUUGUGUAAGAAUUGUAAUUAUAAGAACGAAAAUAGCAUUUCUGUAUGUAAGAUAUGCAAGAAAAAUAAGCCAGUUGAUUGGAAUUGCUCAAAAUGCACACUUAUUAACAAGGAUGUUGACCAAAAAUGUGUUGCAUGUGACACUCCAAGAAGUAGGUCUGCUAGUAAUGGAAGUAACAAGAGAAAAGCUGAAACAAAUGAAAAGGAGCAAAUUCAGCCGAAUAAGGGGGGAAAUGGUAAUAAUAAAGCAGUUGACAAGGAGAAAAAGAGAGAUGUAAAAAAAGGAGAUAAAGAAAUGAAAAUUGAUUUGAAAAAGGCAGCCUUGCAUUCUCAUAAUGGACAUCAGUGUACCGUGUGCACAUACAUAAACAAGACAACCACUGGCAACUGCAUGAUGUGUGGAAGCGACUUGAUGCAGAUAUCUCCCAACCAGAUUGUCUCCAUGGGAACGUUGCGUCCCAAGCGGCGUAUGGACAGGCAGAAGUCAGUGCUUGUCAGCGAUAUCAGGAAGAGUGAGGAUGACGAGGCAUUGGAGUUGUGGCAGCACAUAAAAGUGUUCUGUCUGCAGCACAAUGAGAAGUUUGUUGAUGAUUCCUUUCCGCCUAUCUCCAAGUCGCUUUUCACAAGUGACUCAAGUGACCUAGCCCGACUAGUUGUGAAAUGGCUGCGCUGCAAUGAGAUAGACUCCCACAAGUCUGAGAAAAAAGUCCCCUGGGUCGUGUACCGAACACCAAUGCCUGAUGACAUCUCGCAGGGGCAGCUAGGGAAUUGUUGGUUUCUGAGUGCAUUGGCAGUACUUGCUGAGCAGCCGGAGUUCAUUCACAAGAUCAUCCCCACGAAGGAGUACUGUCAGGAAGGCAUUUACCAGGUACGACUCUACAAGAAUGGAGAGCAGCAGAUUGUACUGGUGGACGACGUGCUGCCAUGUGACAUGCAUUCCAGACUGAUAUUCUCACAGGCCAGGAGGAAGCAGCUAUGGGUGCCACUGAUAGAGAAGGCCAUGGCUAAGCUACAUGGCUCCUAUGAGGCUCUUAUAGCUGGCAAGUGUAUUGAGGGACUCUCUGUGCUCACUGGGCAGCCGUGCGCCACCAUUGCUCUGCAGGAUAAAAAGAACAAGGACUACCGGCUUGAUAAAGACUAUUUGUGGGCACAGCUGCUCAGCUGUAGAGAAUCCAUGUUCUUGAUGGGUGCUUCCUGUGGCGCUGGCAACAUGAAGAUCGAUGCAGAGUCGUACCACAACCUGGGACUGCAUGCCCGACAUGCAUACUCCAUUCUGGACGUCAAGGAGAUCGCUGGACACAAGUUACUGCGACUUCGUAACCCCUGGGGCCACCACUCGUGGAAGGGGGACUGGAGUGACGGAUCUGAGAUGUGGAAGAACAUUCCGGCAGAGGUCAAGCAAGGCCUCAUGGUGCAGGGUGGGGGAAUGGGCGUCUUCUGGAUUGCCCUUGACGACCUCAUUAAGUAUUUUGACAGUGUAGAUAUAUGUAAAGUGAGACCAGACUGGCAUGAAAUCAGGGUAAAAGGCAGCUUCCCUAGAAAUGCUGCAAUACCGCCAAAGAUUACCAAGAUCAAAGUUUACUGUACAACUGAUUUGGAAAUAGGCAUUUUUCAAGAGAGCGAAAGGGGGGUGGAAAACCACAAGGGCAUGCUAGACAUUUGUGUCCUUAUUCUACAAGAGACCUCCUCGGAACACCAUGCCUUUGGUAAACUUGUCAAGAGCAGUCGUCGUGAACUGAAGAGCUUCGUUGGCUGCAAUGUGAUGCUUGAACCUGGAGAUUAUUAUGUUUUGCCUUUGGCCUUUAACCAUUGGUCUUUCCAUGAUGAGGUAGGAGCAGGGCGUGACUAUGUGAUGGCCAUCCACAGUUCUAAAGUAGUUGCCAUAGAAGAAAUAGAGCCCGGGCAGGAGAAACACAAAUAUGCAUACGCCAAUGCCAUUAUGCAACUGGCCCUUGGGAAAGGCAUUAAGGAAGAGUUGCGGAAGGGAGUCAACUGCUACUCUCUGAUGUAUGGCUGGAGUGGAGGGCUGUUUGUGGUGGAGAACCAGCUGUCCAGUCAGAGUGUCCAUGUCAGGUGUAACUGCAGCGACAGCUCUAACCUCGUGUCAACUCGAGGAACUCUGACCACUGUGGAUAGCAUUCCUCCCAAACACAUGCAAGUGUUAAUGGUACUCUCACAGCUUGAAAGGAGGUCUUCCUAUCACCUGUCUCGCAAGAUCAUCAACAAAGUGGACUCGCACCAUGUCACAGAUGACUGGUUUCCAAAUGGAUCAGGAAAUUCUCCGCCAUUGGAUGAUUUCACAGCUGGGCUUCAUAUACCAUUGCCAGUUCAGAUGUUGUAGGAUGAAAAAUUGUGGUUACCUUACCUUUAUAUUUACUAGGUUACUUUGUUGUGGUUUCUUUAUUACUAAGGUAUCUGAACGGAAAAUUUAUCACAUUUUAUUUACAUAAUUUCAUAACUUUAUUUACUGACAGUUGUAAAUGCAGGGCUCUGCAAUGUUACAUAAUUCUAACUAAAUCCAUGGCUUCAUUUUGGAACAUUUGGCUAAAUAAAUGUUGUGAUAUUUCAUAAAUGUACAUUAGUUGUACCCCUUAUUCAUAGCAUCAAAGGUCUGUUGAAAGAAAAUUUUAUGCAUUAGAAAACAAGUUCAGAGCCAAAGUUUAGUUAAAAACUUACAAAUCGUUUUUACUUGAAACCCAUGCAAAUGGAAAUAAAGUUUUUUUUACAAGUUCUGAAAUGUUAUUGUUAAGUGCAAUUGUUUUUGUUUCCUCUUGUUAAAUAUGUUCAUAUUGUUGUGAAUUUGUAAACUUGCUCAAUGAAAAAUUGGGACCUGAGGCAAACAGAUUUGUUUCUUUGUACUCGAUUGCUUAUACAAUUGUUGAGUUGUUUGAAGCUCUGAACUAGGUAAAAGAAAAAUGUUGACCAUAUUACUAACAGCACAAUUAUGAUGUUAAAUGAUAGUGUUAUACGAAAAUGGAUCUUAUGCCAUAUGUGGCCAGCAAAGUUCCAAACCAGCAAGCACUUUUUCGCAAACUGGUCAGGAGCUACACUUUCCACUGCACCAAACCUUGCUCGUCUUGAUAGUGGACCGAGUAGCUCCUGGCUACACUUUCCACUGCGUCAAACCUUGCUCGUCUUGAUAGUGGACCGAAUAGCUCCUGAUCAGACAGCACAGGCUAGUUUCGAGAUACGCUGGCUGCAAAUCGGAUAAGACCUGUUUGUCCACGACAGUUUCCACAAUCUUAUUAUUUAAAUGUUAAGUGGUGUAACACCAUAGCAAAAUGCUGGAGGUAUUAUUUCAAAAAAGAUUUGGACAGCAUCCAAUUUGUGUAAGUGGGAUAUGUAUGCAUGUACAGCUAUUUAUAUGUUUUAAACGUCAACAUUUAAUUUAAGACCCGACUUUGACACUGUGAUGUAGGAAAUAUAGUGGAAAAUGGAUACUCAAAUGUUUAAAUAGUUACUAUUAUAGUGUUUAUAAAUGUUUGUAUCACAUACUUUAUUCUGUUUCCUGUGUUUAUUACCAGCACAAAUUUUCUUGUCUUAAACGUGUUUAAAUGACAUGUUGUGCAUUUGCAUUAUUUUUUCUCGACUAACAUAUCACACCAUUUCAAUUUAUUUUUGUUUAAAGGAUGUUAUCAACAUCAGUCUCGUCAGCAUACAACUUUUUGUACAAUUGUAAGUUUUUGUUUUGUCUUUAAUCAUGUAGUUUUAUUCUCUUACCAAUUUUGAUUGAGUUUUCUUAAACUUGUUAGCUUGUCAGCUUAGCCAAUGCAGUUUGCACAUGCUGAGUUGAGCAGGGGAAAUUCUUCUUGCAUAGACUGGCUUUUUUUUUUGAAAAGGCACAAAAAAAUCACUAUAUAAAAAAAUGUCAACCCUGAUAAACCGUCCCUAAUAAGCAUGUGCAGUGUCAACAAGCCAUUGGAUAUUUCUUUACGCACAUGCAUUAUGCCCAAUUUUCCAGACCACAACUCAUUUUUAUAGAUCCUUUGAAAGUGAAACAAUAUAAUAAAAUGUAUGGUUUGGGGCAUAUUUGUUUGUGAUGCAAAUUGACUAAGGCAUUGUUGCUGUUGUACUGAAUCAUUAAUCUUAUUUUUUUCAACUUUUGCCACUAAUUUCUCUCCAUAUGCAAAACAUCAUAUAUUGACAAAUUUACCUUACAAUACAAUUAUGAAAUAUUCAAUUAUUUGAACCAUUUUUUAUGCAUUGGUAACUGCAUCCAAUUUUUGGUAUCUUUCACAUGUCACUUAUUGAUAUUUCUAUGAUAAGUGAGUGUUAAGCUACACAAAUCAGCUUACACUUCUUUAAGGAGACAAGGCCCAGAUGUUCACCUUAACUGAUAAAAAGAGCUCAGUGAUCCUCUCUACAGGGAAAACUGGGAAUAAUUCCUGUGCCUUAAGUGUCUGCCCUGAUUAGCCUGUCCAUUUUCCACAUUUUAACGAAAAUCCAGUAGAAAACAAGAUGUGUUUGUGAAACACAAUGUCCCCCUAUAUGAUGUUUGACCUUGUAGGAUGACCUUGACAUUGUGAAGGAUGACCUUGACCUUUCACCACUCAAAAUGUGCAGCUCCAUGAGAUACACAUGCAUGCCAAAUAUCAAGUUGCUAUCUUCAAUAUUGCAAAAGUAUUCAUAAAAUAAGCGAUUUGGGCCACAUAUAUUUGAUCUCUGACCUUGAAGGAUGACCUUGACCUUUCACCACUCAAAAUGUGCAGCUCCAUGACAUGCACAUGCAUGCCAAAUAUCAAGUUGCUAUCUUCAAUAUUGCAAAAGUAUUUAUAAAAUAAGCGAUAAGGGCCACAUUUAUUUGACCUCUGACCUUGAAGGAUGACCUUUACCCUGACCUUUCACCACUCAAAAUGUGCAGCUCCAUGAGAUACACAUGCAUGCCAAACAUCAACUUGCUAUCAUCAAUAUUGCAAAAGUAUUCAUAAAAUGAGCGAUUUUGGCCACAUAUAUUUGACCUCUGACCUUGAAGGAUGACCUUGACCUUGACCUAUCACCACUCAAAAUGUGCAGCUUCAUGAGAUACACAUGCAUGCCAAAUAUGAAGUUGCUAUCUUCAAUAUAGCAAAAGUUAUUGCAAAAUGUUAAAGUUGGCGCAAACAGACAGACCAACAGACAGGGCAAAAACAAUAUGUCCCUUCACUACUAUAGUGGGGGACAUAAAAAGUCCCUGAUAAGCAAGAUAACACUUUAAGCACUAGCAAUAAGCUAAGUGCUCCCAGAUUGAGGCUUACAAAAUAAUUCUAAUGGCCUUACUAGUGGUAGGACGUAUUUUUACCGCAAAUAUCAUGUAUAAGUAGUGCUUGUGAAGGAAAUAUAUUGUUAAGUAAAGGUUGAAUAUAUUUAUAUGUUUAUGUAUACAAAUCAAUUAUUUUGCAGGGAUUAUGGACAGUUUACUUGCAUACUUACAAUGUUUUUAGUUAUAGUUGUUACAACAAUUAAUGUGUUAAUGGCUGUCACUUUUGUGAUGUCGCCGAUCUUAACAGCAAAUACACUAUUAAAACCUAUCCCAUGCUGUA
Dreissena polymorpha is the source of this 7631-nucleotide messenger RNA. RefSeq names its product calpain-15-like. The transcript is spliced from 13 exons. Gene Ontology annotation, biological process: proteolysis. Gene Ontology annotation, molecular function: calcium-dependent cysteine-type endopeptidase activity. Bases 878 to 4453 code for a protein of 1191 amino acids. Gene Ontology annotation, cellular component: cytoplasm. The record is from RefSeq and is a predicted model, not a curated record. Lineage: Eukaryota; Metazoa; Mollusca; Bivalvia; Myida; Dreissenidae.